AAAGCAGAACCUGUAAGCGUUGAAAAUGUCGAGGAAACUGUUGCACCUAAAGCAUGGAAAAACAAGGCUACAUCUUCCAAGAAGGAAAAUACUAAAGUACCACCUGCUGAACCAGCUGAAGGUGAAAACGAGACAACCGAAAAAAGAAUAACAAAACGUAGGAAAGCAGCAGAACCCGUAAGUGCUGAAAGUAAGGAGGAACCUAAGGCAAAGAAAACUAAAGGUAAAACUGCCAAGAAGGCAGACAGUGGAAAUAAAGAAGAAACCCAAGUGGAAGAAGCGAAAAAACCUCAAACACUCAGAGCUCUAAGAGCUAGUAAGAGAGAGACUGCGCCAGUACAAAGGGGGCCUAAAAAUUCGACAGUAACUAAUUGGGAAAAUAUAAAUUUCAAAUGCACCACGAAAUCCCCGAAAGGAAAAGCUCCCAACUUUCAUAUCACUACGUGGAAUGUAGACGGAUUAAGAAGCUGGUUAAAGAAGGGAUGCCUUGAUAUCUUGAAGUAUGACAAACCAGAUAUACUUUGUAUUCAAGAGACUAUGUGCGCUGUAUAUAAAUUACCAGAAGAAGUCAAGACUAUAGAAGGUUACGAAACAUUGUGGUGUAGUAGCGAUAAAGAUGGCUAUGCAGGUGUAGGCAUUAUGGUUAAAGAUAAACCACUUAAUGUUAUUUAUGGGAUUGACUCUAAAGAACAUGAUACAGAGGGCAGAUGUAUCACUGUGGAGUAUGAAACUUUUGUAGUCAACGUAUAUGUCCCCAAUGCAGGUCGAAAUCUAGUCACCUUGCCAAAACGUUUAGAUUGGAACGAACAAUUCGAGAAGUUUAUUAAAAAUUUGGACUCCCAAAAACCAGUCAUAAUUUGUGGGGAUAUGAACGUGGCACACAAAGAGAUUGACUUGGCUAAUCCCAAAACCAACACCAAUAGUGCUGGCUUUUCAGUGGAGGAACGUGACGGCAUGACUGCUUUUCUUGGAAACGGUUAUGUUGAUAUUUAUCGCCACUUAUAUCCCGAGAAGGAAAAAGCUUACACUUUCUGGAUCUACAUGAGAAAUGUCAGACCUAACAACGUUGGAUGGCGCUUGGAUUAUUUCUUAGUCUCCCAUAGAUUUGUGGACAACGUUUGCGAUAACAUAAUACAUAGUGAUGUUCUGGGGUCAGACCAUUGCCCCCUUUCACUCCACAUCCAGAUUUAAGUGUUUGGGUCAGUUUUUCAACUUUUUUAUAUUCGUUUGAGUUUUGUUUUUAUUACAUUACAUGUGUCGAAAUAAGUUUUAAUAAAUGCUGAAUUUCCCUUUAAAAAUUGUAGGUUUGUCAUUAAAACAAAGUUUCAUUUUCCAAUACUGUAUUUACUAUUGUUGUACUAAAUUAGUGUUCAAUUUGUU
Molecule: messenger RNA, 1380 nt
Organism: Tribolium castaneum (red flour beetle)
Lineage: Eukaryota; Metazoa; Arthropoda; Insecta; Coleoptera; Tenebrionidae
Product: exodeoxyribonuclease
Exons: 7
Biological process (GO): base-excision repair
Cellular component (GO): nucleus
Molecular function (GO): phosphoric diester hydrolase activity; endonuclease activity; DNA-(apurinic or apyrimidinic site) endonuclease activity
Source: RefSeq, a predicted model, not a curated record